AUGGAAUUGAUACAUCUUUACCAUUUACAAUUUAAAAAAAUAUUUUCUUAUGUUACAAAAGAAAGGAAAAGAGAACUUAUAAAUGAAUUAAAUGACAACGGAUGCCCAAAACUAAUUCAGUUUACGCAGAAUUUUGAUGAGACGACUAGAAACGAUAAUAAACAACAGAAUCUGAUAUUUGUAACUGAUUUAAAUUGUCCUGAAAGCAGUAAGUUAAUAAAACGAGCAAAUCGUACCGAGAUAUUCCGCAGUCCGUACAGAUGGCUUGUAAUCGGCAAUUAUGACAAAAAUAAGGAAGAAAUUUUAAACUAUCUUACACAUUAUCACAUAUUGAUAGAUUCACAUUUCAUUUUAUCUAUAAAAGAAGCCGAUGUCUUCACGUUGUAUUUACCUUACAAACAGACAUCUAAUAGCAGUGAAUGGAAAUUAGAAAGCUUCGGUACUUGGACUGCUCGACAUGGAUUAAAUAAAACAAGCAAUAUGGCUGUUGAAACGUCAAUUAGACGGAAAAAUUUAGGUGGUCUACUGAUCUCAACCUCUAUAGUUAUGGUGGGAGAUAUACAUAUAAAGCUUAUAGCAAAAGCUAGUAUCAACCAAUUGGAUCCCUUAUACAAUUUUUUAAAUGCGUCAGGACAUUUUAUUUAUACGGAUAAUUGGGGAUAUUUUGUAAACGGAUCAUAUAAUGGUAUGAUCGGUGAUGUCGUGCGUGGAGCUGCUGAGCUUACAGGCACACCACUGUUCAUAACGGAAUCAAGAAUAAGAGUUUUGGACUUCUUAUCGUCCCCAACGAAAUCAACAGUGAAAUUCGUGUUUCGUCAGCCAAGUCUAUCGUAUCAGAACAACUUAUUCAUUCUUCCAUUCAAACCUCAAGUGUGGUUAUGUAUUCUCGGGCUUACGAUACUGAUGACAUUUAUAUUAUUUGUAAACGCUCGAUGGGAGAACAUUAAAUCUGAUUCGCAAGAGGUAAGUAAAACUUUCGAUAAAACGUCUUUAACGCCGAAAAUGAGCGAGAUCUCUCUUAUGAUUAUUGGCGCUAUUACUCAACAAGGAAGCUAUGCCGAACUUAAAGGAACUCUGGGACGAGUAGUGAUGUUCCUAAUGUUCUUAUCUUUCUUAUUCCUCUAUACGUCGUAUUCAGCCAACAUUGUUGCGUUGUUGCAAUCCAGCUCAAACCAAAUAAAGACAUUAGCUGACUUAUUGAAUUCUAAACUAGAAAUGGGAACUGAAGACACUCCAUAUAAUAGACAUCACUUUACGACCGCCACUGAACCAGUUAAGAAAGCCAUUUACGAGAAAAAAAUAGCACCUCCCGGAACGAAACCAAAUUUUAUGGAUUUGGAAGAUGGUGUCAAGAAACUACAAAAAGAACCGUUCGCCUUUAAUAUGUUCGUUGGACUCGGGUACAAGUUAGUGGAGAAAUAUUUCCUAGAGCACGAGAAAUGUGGUCUACAAGAAAUUGAGUACAUUGAAGAAAACAAGCCAUGGUACACUUGUCGUAAAAACUCUCCAUUUAAGGAAAUGUAUAAGAUUGGGUUACUUAGAAAUCAUGAACAUGGCAUGAUUUCACGAGAAAAUAGAUUAAUCUACACCGAAAAACCAGUUUGUAUUGUCCACGGUGGAACAUUUGAUUCCGUUAAUAUGACAGAUUUCUAUCCUGCUCUGUUGAUGCUCGUUUACGGAAUAGUAUUAUCUCUGGUUUUAUUAAUACUAGAAAUAUUACAUUGGCGGCGUAGUCGAGUUACAUCUACAAAAUAAAAUAAUACCUGCUUUUUAUUAUUCUUAAAAUACUAUGUGAUUAUGUAAUUGUAAUCAUGUUGCACUAUAAAAUCAAACAUUUACUAAAAAAAAUCACGAUUUUUUUCACUAAUGUUGUAGCGAACAGUAGGAAUAUUUAACACUAUAAAUAAAAUAUUACAGUUCAA
Melitaea cinxia (Glanville fritillary) is the source of this 1922-nucleotide messenger RNA. Its product is annotated as ionotropic receptor 75a-like. The transcript is spliced from 10 exons. Gene Ontology annotation, cellular component: membrane. The record is from RefSeq and is a predicted model, not a curated record. Gene Ontology annotation, molecular function: ligand-gated monoatomic ion channel activity. Lineage: Eukaryota; Metazoa; Arthropoda; Insecta; Lepidoptera; Nymphalidae. Bases 1 to 1755 code for a protein of 584 amino acids.